AUGGGGUUCCUGAACAAGUUGGUGAUAACUGUGAAGAAGCCCACAAAGAGGUCGAAACAAAUCUGCAUGCACAUACGUAGGAUGCUGGAGCCUAAUGUCACUGCCAAACUUAGAGACAGAAACACAACAGUGAAGUCUUAUCUAGAUGUUGCCGAUGCAUUGGAGCUAUCUCACUUCAUUCUGGUGGAUGCAAGAGACAUCAAGAUCGGAGUCCGGCCAAAGGGUCCUACAUAUGUAUUCAACGUAGUCGACUACAACCCGAAAUACGUUAGGGUGGAAGAAGAGUAUUACAAGAGCGAUCCUUGCAUUACGUUCACAGGAGAAAGCGACCUCAAAGGCUUGUUUCUAUCUCUGUCGUCCCAGCCCGAAGCAUUCAAGAGAAGCCUGCACUUCUACUUCGAUGGAGAUCUUAUUCACAUAAGGCAUUAUGCCAUUCUCACAAAAGAGGAGGAAGACAUAAAGGUUGGGUUCAAUGAAAUAGGGCCCCGGAUCACAAUGAAGCUUGUUAAGAAGAUGGAUGGGUUUUUUGAGUAG
Messenger RNA from Encephalitozoon intestinalis ATCC 50506, 534 nucleotides. RefSeq lists its product as uncharacterized. NCBI's taxonomy places the organism in Eukaryota, Fungi, Microsporidia, Unikaryonidae. Gene Ontology annotation, biological process: rRNA processing. Bases 1 to 534 code for a protein of 177 amino acids. Gene Ontology annotation, molecular function: rRNA binding. The transcript has a single exon. The record is from RefSeq and is a predicted model, not a curated record.